GUUGACUCGCGAGGGUUGAAGUGCUGCAGUGGCAUUUUCGUUGGCGUUUAGUAACCAUAUGUAGGUAAAAGAAAGAGCUCCUGUAUAAACUAGUGGAGGCUAAUCAAAAAAUAUACUUAAUAGAUAAAACAAUAUAUAAGUAAUUUAAGCGAAAUUUAAGUAACACAUGAAUAAAAUUGAUAAAUAUAUAGUUUGUUGCAGUGAAUAAUAAACAUACGUGUAAAUUGACGAAAGAUGCUUUAAAGAGCGUGAAAAGUUUUUUAAAUAAAAAAGUUGGCGCCGAAGCAAAAACAACAAGUACGUUAUCAACGUGCGAGGCUGUGAUAAGAGAUAAGAUAAAAGAAAAUGGUAAAAAAAUGUGUGAGAAUAAAAUAACACGGUCAUAAAACGAGAAAUAAAUGUUGAAAACAAUAAAAACAAAACAAAAAUUAAAGCAUGAAGUAAUUGGAGACAUUGAGCAGUGCUUAUAAAACUUUCAACAUAUCUAUAUCUGCAUAUACAUAUAUAUACUACCUGUGCAUAUUUACACAUACAAAAGGAGAUAACGGGCACAAAAAUAACCCACUGUUACUGAAAUUUUUUAGUAAAGAAGAGAACGACCGAAACACCUUAGGCGAUUAAAUCCUUGGCAUAACGCAUCACCUUCCAAGUAGACUGUACACCAACAUCAGAAUUCGUGAUUCAAUAAUUUCACUGACUUUAUAAUAAAACAUAACCAACAUGACAUCUACACCUGCGACUGAUUUGGAAGCGCAAGUCAACGUGGAGGAUCUGCCGUUAACAUUCAAGGUCAAAUACAUUGGCUCCGAGGUGGCACGUGGCUUAUGGGGUAUUAAAUUCACCCGCCGACCGGUCGAUAUCAUGGUGGGUGUAGCCAAGAAUUUACCCGCUAAGAAAGUCUUACCGCAAUGUGAUCUCACAGUAUCAACCGAUGGUGUUAGAAUUGAAAUCAUAACACCAAAAGCGAAUGUGAAUAAUUGGAAAUGUCCGAUAGAUACGAUUUCGUAUGGUGUUCAAGAUUUGGUCUACACUCGAGUAUUCGCUAUGAUUGUGGUGAAAGACGAACAACAUCCACAUCCGUUCGAGGUACACGCUUUCGUGUGCGAUAGUCGCGCUAUGGCACGGAAACUAACAUUUGCUCUAGCGGCUGCUUUUCAAGACUACUCGCGACGCGUUAAAGAGUCGGGUGAACCAUCGGCUACCGAUAACAUUACGCCACAUCGACAGAAGUUCGCCAUCGAUUUGCGUACACCCGAAGAGCUGCAGGAGGGUGCCAAUGAAGAGACGGAGGCUUAGCUGGUUCCUGCUGUUCUGGAAGGAAUACCUACGCGCUCAAUAGCUGAUCCAUUUGUCUAAAAAAUACAUCACACGAUUAAUUAUGCGAUACAGCUUUUUACUAUGGUUUUAUUUCUAUGUAGUAUUAAUUUACUCGUUAGAUAAUAAUAUUUUAAGCCAAAAUAAUUAUAUUUAAGUUAUAGUUACUCUUCACAUACUCUAUAGGAGUGCGCUUAGGUUCUUCAGCUUUCACGGGACUUAAGUCGUUAGUAUUUAUUUAUUCUUAAAAAUCCGUGCGACAAUUUUUAACGUGAUCCCACCUAAAAGCUUAGACUUUUCCAAAGCCCUCCAAAGAACCGAGGUCGCUCCGAGAUCGAGAAAUUUUUUUUCGAGCCAUUCCUGGCUGUUAAUGCAAUGUUGCUUCUGCUUAAACCAAUAAUUUUAGUGACUUCAACUAAUAUUCCCAUAACAUAAUAUUUUUUGAGUAAGAACACUAUCAUAGUAAUAACUGAUAAAUACUAAAAGAAAUGAUGAAUCACUCUAUAUUCUUAUAACCUACUUGUCGCACUUUAUAAUAGAAAAGUAUAUGGUCUAAUAUACCAUAAAUAGAGAGAAUAUUUUCUUUCUUCUAGUGAGUGCUACACAAUAAAAAAACAAGAGUUGCAGAAUUUCAUGUCGCAUUAGCAAAAGUAAUCUGCAGUCUAUGAAUAGUAGGCUAGUAACCUAACUUUGUUCCUAGUGAAAAAUUAUAUGUUUGAACUUUUAAGCAACACAGGAAGCGACAGCGAAACAACGUCUUGAAGCCAGCUUCAUGAAUAUAAUUUCGUUGUUGCCGUACCAAAACCUUUCACUUCCAUAAAAUUUAAAUAUUUUGUUAAAAGUGAAAUAUUUUGUGCAAAAAAUAAGUAAAUAGAUCGAUUUAUAUGUCUUAAAUCAUCAGUUGAUAUUAAAAUUAAAGAUAAAUAUAUUAGAGCUAUUUUAUGCUUCUGUUCGUAAGACAGCGUUAGGUUUGUAUUUAACAUAUUAGUGGCAUCACUGCAGCUACCAAUUGUCGUCGGAAGAAUUAGAAAUGGUUUUAAUUUAGCGACAACGACAACUGCAAGCCUACUGCCGUAAAGUCGUGCUGUUGUCUAAAUUAAUGUGCCCAUAAAAAUGCAUGGCUUGUCACCAGCAAUAGUUUUCCUGAGCACAAUUUCCUAGUUUGCAGGCAGCGGCUAUUUCUAUUUGCCUUUUUUUUUGAACAUUUAAAAAAUUGCUUAUGAAAUAUAAAUUAAGUAAAAUUUAAAAAUGCUUAUAAAUAAAACAGUAGAUUUUCCUGAAUGAAUGAAUUUCAAUUAAAGAAUACUUCUAAUGAUGUCGCUGAAGAUCCUCAGCAUUGAGUUGCCGGUUAAUGGUGCAUGUCAUUUGGUUACCAACAAUAAAUCUUUAGAGAGUUAGUAUUCUAGUUGUUCACCUCAAUUUUUUCCUGUGGACCUUAAUUUUUGAAAAUAUUUGCAAAAAGUAAACUCCUAAAAUAUUUGGAACAGUUUAUAAAAAAAUAAGGAUCCGCGUUGAAAUUUUAAAAACUGAAAAUGCUUUCGUUGACUCCAAGUAUAGAGUAAUAAUAUAGAAGCUGCUUUAUAAAGACCAAAGUAUUUUUAAUGUGAUUUAAAGGUUAUUUUUGGGUUGUUAGAUGUAUGUUGUAACGGCAGAAAUUUACAAACGGUCAGAUUAAAUAGUUUGUAAAAAACAAAUAUUAUAUUUAAAUUAGUUUUAGAAAUUUUGACUUGUUUUACAAAGAAACUUUAUUUGUACAUACAUAACCACUUGUACAGAAUUUACUUGUAUUUUUCCCUGAUACAGCUAGUUACCCAAAGUAUAAGACAACUUAGUGUAUGUAAAAGUAUAAUUAUAAAUAUAUAAUAAAAUAAAUUAUAUGGAAAAAUUGUAAAUUAAAAGAAUAAGUGUUAAUUUAUUAAUCAUGAUAAAAUAUUGUGAAAUCAGUGUAUAGUUAUAUUGAUUUGCCAAAUUUUCCGGUGAGAAAAGCAAAUUAUAAUAUUAUAUUCUCAUAGCAAAGUUCGCUUUAGUUAAAAGAUUACAACAAAAACUUAAAACUAACAAAAAACAUACAAAAAUUUCAAGAAAGCCAACAGCCUUUUUUAUUUUAAAUUUCGUAAUUAAAAACUUUAUAGUUAAGUUUUCGGCUAACAUUUUUUAUAGUAUUUUUACUUCAUUAUAUCAGCGAACGGUUUUUGAAGUGUAGUUGAAUAAUUUGGUGCUAGCUCCUAAAACGGCUUUCAAAAUGUAGAUUAAAGUAUUGAUGUACUUAAUUUCAUGAAAUGUGUGUAUAUAUAAAUAUACUUUACCUAUGUAAUAAAUGUCUAGACUCUACAAAUGUA
Molecule: messenger RNA, 3653 nt
Organism: Bactrocera oleae (olive fruit fly)
Lineage: Eukaryota; Metazoa; Arthropoda; Insecta; Diptera; Tephritidae
Product: low density lipoprotein receptor adapter protein 1
Source: RefSeq, a predicted model, not a curated record